Messenger RNA from Notothenia coriiceps (black rockcod), 1333 nucleotides. RefSeq names its product vascular endothelial growth factor receptor 3-like. The annotation marks the transcript as partial. The record is from RefSeq and is a predicted model, not a curated record. The transcript has 7 exons. NCBI's taxonomy places the organism in Eukaryota, Metazoa, Chordata, Actinopteri, Perciformes, Nototheniidae.
UGCGCUCCAGUGACGAGCAAGGGAAAGGGAAAUCGUUGUAAAUCCCAUUCAGUGCCUUGUGCAUCCUUUGGACAAAACGGGGUUAGAAUAGUUUGUUCUUUUUCCUCAGCAUUUGGGCUGAGCUCUGUGUGCACAGUAGCCUACAGACAGGCAUCGGUUGGCCGAGGUUCACCUGAGUUUUCCCUCCAUCCAUGGACAUUCAUUCACACCCCAUCUCCACUGUGUCCACCAGCAGGCAAACUAACGACUUUUUAAGAAACACCGCGCAAGCUUCUGCGCUCCUGGACCGGAGAUCUGGAGAUGAAGACAGAUGUUACGCUUUUCUGUCGGACUUUGAUUGGAAUAGCAUAUGCCUCAGGUCUGGUGAUUGGCUUUUCUAUGACUCCACCCAUCCUUGACAGCUCCAAAGACGACCUAGUGAUUCCUGUCCACCAAACACUCACUAUUACAUGCAGGGGGCAGCACACUCUGGCCUGGGCCUGGCCUGAUCAGACUCUGGUGGGCCAGGAGCUAACAGACCGCCAGGCGCAGCUCCCGACCCCCAGGACCCCCGGGCCGAGGGUGGUCCUAGUCAGCGAGUGUCCGGGGCAGCCCGGGAGGCCGUACUGCAAGAGGCUGAUCCUGAACGGGGCGCAGGCCAAAGACACGGGCUACUACCGCUGCUACUACAAGGAUGUCAAGGCCAUCAUCGUCGGCACCACUGCCGUCAGCGUUUAUGUGUUCGUCAGGGACCCCGAGCAGCCCUUCCUCCAGAGAGGCAGCGACAUGGAGAUCAUUUUCAUCAACCACUUCUCCACCCACGUCAUAGUACCAUGCCUGGUCACGGUGCCCGAUCUGAACGUCACUCUCCAUGCGUAUCCCACGCCUCUAGAAACCGACAAGAUGACAUGGGACAACAAGCGAGGUUGGACCAUUCCCAGAAACGUCAUGGCCAGUGUGCCAAUGCUCAUCGGAGUUUUGUGUGGGGCAACACUAGGAGGCAAAGACUAUCAAUCUCCUAGCUACAUUUUCCACACAACAGGAAGUCAGGUUUACGAUGUCAAGCUGUUUCCUGAGGAUCCAGUGGAGCUGAUAGUGGGGGAGGCCCUGGCCCUCAACUGCACAGCGUCGGUGGAGUUCGACACUGGAGUGGACAUAAAGUGGUAUUACCCCCGCAAACAGCCGAACAGUAGGGAAGACACUAAGCCUUCUCGUGAAGCUCUGUCUCACGCCACAGAGGCUGUUAGCUUCCUCACCAUCCACAGCGUCAACGUCAGAGACACUGGCCUGUACAUCUGCAACGUCACCAUCGUGGGAACAACCAUAACCAGGCAAACUCAGGUCAUAGUUUAUG